Molecule: messenger RNA, 672 nt
Organism: Serendipita indica DSM 11827
Lineage: Eukaryota; Fungi; Basidiomycota; Agaricomycetes; Sebacinales; Serendipitaceae
Source: the annotation of a GenBank genome assembly
AUGGAUUAUCAGAAUCGCGUUGGGUCCAAGUUUGGCGGCGGAGGUGUCGCGGGCGCGUCAGAGACAAAUGUCGAUCGUCGAGAGCGGUUGAGAAAGCUUGCAUUGGAGACGAUUGAUUUGGCAAAGGAUCCGUAUAUUCUGAGGAAUCAUCUUGGGUCAUUGGAAUGCCGUCUGUGUCUCACGCUGCAUACCAAUGAGGGCUCUUAUCUCGCGCACACGCAGGGUAAGAAGCAUCAGACAAAUCUCGCCCGGCGUGCUGCCAAGGACAUGAAAGAAUCCUCGCUCUCUGUCGCACCUCCUCCAAAUACCGUCCAACGCAAACUCUUUCUGCGAAUUGGCAGACCGGGAUAUCGAGUGACCAAGAUUCGAGAUCCUGACGGUACGGGUGGAGAGCCGAGAGCAGAGGGGUUGCUCGUCCAAGUCUACUUGCCGCAGAUCAAGGACGGUGUCAUCCCGCGCAAGAGGAUCAUGAGCGGUUGGGAGCAGAAAAAGGAACUCCCGAAUCGCAAUCACCAGUAUCUCAUCGUAGCAGCAGAACCUUAUGAGACGAUUGCGUUCAGGAUUCCACCGAGGAGAAUCAUGGAAGAGGACGAAGACCAGUUUGGUUGGACAUGGUCCCACUGGGACAAGGACACGAAGCAAUUUAGCUUCCAGUUCAUGUUUGCAGAGUAG